CUCUGACAGACUUCCCCAGCCCAGAGUGAGUGCAGGGAGCAUGACAGAGUUAUACUCAGCAUCCCCAGUAGCCUGGAACUGCUCUCAGUGCCUAGGCAUGACUCCUGCUGCUCACUGUGCCCCCUGACUGAUACCAUUUGGAUACUUGAUGUGAGAAGAUGCCCUAACAUGGAUCCCACACAGCUGCUGCUGCUCCUCUGCUUCUCUGUGCUGCUAACCCUUGCAGCCAGCGGGACCGCCAGCAGGAACUGCCCGGAUCUGACCAUUGACAGCUGUCUGUGCUCCUCUGAACGCUCUAAGGGGCUUGGGAGGCAGAAAUCCAUCUAUGUGAAAGUGGUGUGCAGUGGUGGGGAGCUCAUGGAAACACUGCAGCCUUCCUUACUUCCAAACAAAACUGUGACCAUGGUUCUCAGCCACAACAAGAUUUCACUCCUAAAGAACAGAUCCUUUAUUGGAUUGAAUUCCCUGGAGAAACUAGAUCUGAGGAAUAACUUGAUUAGCACCAUUGAACCUGGGGCCUUUUAUGGACUCACAGAACUAAGACGCCUUGACCUGUCUAAUAACAGGAUUGGCUGUUUAGCCCCAGAAAUGUUCCUAGGUCUCUUCAGUCUUCAAAAACUGAAUUUGUCGGGGAAUAUCUUUUCAACUCUUAUCCCGGGGCUGUUCCAAGAGCUUCCAUCUUUAAACACAGUGUUUUUCAGAGCUGAAUCCCUUAUAUGUGACUGUAAUCUUAAGUGGAUUUUGCAAUGGUCAGCAACUGCUUCUGUCCGUAUUGGUGAAGAAACCACUUGUGAGCACCCAAGUCGUGUGCGAGGACUCAUAUUUGAUACCCUAAAAGAGGAUCAGCUAACCUGUGAUGGGCCACUUGAAAUCCCACUAUUUAAGCUAAUACCAUCGCAGAACCAGAUUGUUUUUCAUGGAGACCGACUUCCAUUUCAUUGUACGGCGACCUUCCUGGCAGAUACGACUGAUAUCAACUGGUUUCACAAUGGAGAGCUCAUACAAACCAAUGAGGAACGUGGAAAUCUUGUAGAGGAGAGCAUCAUUCACGAUUGCUGCUUAAUCACACGUGGCCUUAUACUGUUUAGUGUCGACAUAGAAGCCUCGGGGAGCUGGGAAUGCCAAGUGAAUACUUCCCAUGGUAGUUUUACCAAAAGAGUAGAGAUAUUGGUCCUUGAAACAGGCGCACCCUACUGCCCAGCAGAAAGAGUAAUUAACAACAAAGGGGAUUAUAGAUGGCCAAAAACAUUAGCUGGAGUCACAGCUUUCCUUCCUUGUAGACAGUCUCCAUACAUUUCCAUUCUGCGCCAGGAAAGAAACGUGGAGCUGGAAGCGUGGCGCAAGUGUGAGCGAACUGGACAUUGGGCAGAAGAAGACUACUCAGCCUGUGCUUAUUCACAUGAAGUUACCAGACUUCUUCAUGCCUUUAGCUUGAUGGAGAUUAAUAGCAGCAAUGUCAAUGAAUAUGCUCAGCAACUUGUGCUUUAUACUGGAGGAGCAUCUGCCUUUGCAGAUAAGAUGGAUGUACUGUAUGUUGCAGAGAUGAUGGAAAAGCUGAUAUUGUUUACUGACCACACCAACCAACUGAGCGAUGCUGUUAUUGAGAUUGCGAGCAACAUGAUGUUAGUGGAUGAUCAGAUACUUUCCAUGGCACAGAAUGAAGCUAAGGCAUGCUCAAGGAUUGUGCAGUGUGUGGAAAUCAUCUCCCUGAACAAUAAAGCGCAAGCGGUGUCUAAGGUUUCUCUAAAUAUUGCUCUGGAGGCUGUUAUAAUCAAGCCAGCUAAUUUCUUAGGUAUGACCUGCAUUGCCUACCAGAAAACAUCUUCAAAUUCGGUGAGACCACCAAUCCAUGGAAAUGGCAUUUUGGAUGCGGAAAAUACCAGAAAUCAAAAUUUAAUUGUGAAGUGCAACAACGGUAAUAUCAGUGGCUCCCUGCUACAUUUUUCUGCAAAAAACACCGUAGCUGUAGCUUCCAUUGAUUUGCCACCGUCUGUCUUUGCACAGUCUCCGUCCGUGCAAUCUGUUGAUAACUCCACAUGCAAGCUACAGCUUAUUGUCUUUAGGAAUGGGAAACUGUUUCCUAGCACUGGCAACUCAUCGCAUCUUGCAGAUCAUGGGAAACGUAGGACGGUCGCCACGCCAGCUGUGCUUUCCAAAAUAGAUGGGUACCGUGUCGGAAACCUCACCAACCCAGUGACCAUCGCCCUGAGACACACAGCCCAGGGAUCAGACCCCGUCGCUGCCUUUUGGGAUUUUGACCUUUUAAAUGGACAUGGGGGCUGGUGUGGAGAAAGUUGCCACAUAACCACCUCUGCAGGCAAUAUCACCACCAUUCAGUGCACACGUCUGGGGAACUUUGCAGUGCUAAUGGAUUUGAAGACUGUGCUGUCCCUCCCACAAUACCCAGGGGAGUUUCUGCACCCCGUGGUGUAUGCAUGUACUGCAGUAAUGCUGUUGUGCCUCUUUGCUUCCAUUAUCACCUAUAUUGUGCAUCACAGCACAAUUCGAAUCAGUAGAAAAGGAUGGCAUAUGCUACUUAACUUCUGUUUCAAUACUGCCCUUACUUUUGCGGUGUUUGCUGGAGGAAUCAACCGAACAAAUUAUCCGAUAGUAUGUCAAUCUGUUGGAAUCGUUUUGCACUAUUCUACCUUGUGUACAGUACUGUGGAUUGGCGUCACCGCGAGAAAUAUUUAUAAACAAGUGACAAAAAAACCUCACCCACCUCCAAAUGCUGAUCAGCCUCCAUUUCCAAAGCAGCCAAUGCUCAGGUUCUAUCUCAUUAGCGGAGGGGUCCCUUUCAUUAUUUGUGGAAUAACUGCAGCAACCAACAUGAAAAAUUAUGGAAAUGAAGACAACACACCCUACUGCUGGAUGGCGUGGGAGCCAAGCCUUGGUGCGUUUUAUGGCCCUGUCGCAUUCAUCGUCCUAGUCACCUGUAUUUACUUUCUCUGCACAUACAUACAGCUGAGGCGUCAUCCUGAACGCAAGUACGAAUUAAAGGAAAGGACAGAAGAACAACAGCGGCUGGCAGGUGCAGAAACGGGUCACAGCCAUCUAGCCGAGCCGGGGUCAGUCUCCCAGGCAACCUGCUCUAUGAUUUCAUCAUCGUUAUUGGCAAACGAGCAUUCAUUUAAAGCUCAGCUCAGAGCAGCUGCAUUCACCCUUUUCUUGUUUACUGCAACGUGGACAUUUGGGGCUCUCGCUGUGUCUCAGGAACCUUUCUUGGAUAUGAUAUUUAGCUGCCUCUAUGGAGCGUUUUGUGUCACCCUAGGGCUUUUUACUUUGAUCCAUCACUGUGCAAAGCGAGAUGACGUUUGGCAUUGUUGGUGGUCCUGCUGUCCAUCCAAGAAAAAUGCAUACCCCGUGCCGGCAAAUGCCCGACAGAAAACGAAUAUCAAUGGGGACGCCCAGGUCCAUACAACUUGUCUUCAGGAUUCGCCAUGUCCUAAUAAAUCUCCAAUGUAUAAUCGCCCCCCUGCAGGACAUUGCAAAUUGACCAAUAUACAGUCUGCUCAAAACCACGUCAAUUGCCUUUCGCCGGUCACCCCAUGCUGUGCCAAGAUCCACUGUGAACAACUUAUGGAUGAUGAAUCUCAUAUUCAUGUACAUAAUGAAAGUGCUUUUAGGCCCAACAUGCAUGUUCAUAGGUGUUUGAAAAGCAGAACUAAACCACGUUACUUUAGUCGACAUAGGUCAGCUGCGGAGAGAGAAUAUGCUUACCACAUUCCUUCUAGCAUUGAUGGAAGCAUACACAGUUCCCACACAGACAGCCCACACAGUACACAUGAGGGCCACACGGGCCACAGGAGGGGGUGCUGUGGAGCAAGCGAUCCCUACCCUACAAUCAGUCAACCUGAAAGCAGCGAUGCAAGUACUGCGAUAUUUAGUUGUGGCAAAAUGCCUGACACUGACACGGUGCAUCAUGGAGCACAUUUUGAGUUGCAUCCCCGGAGACAAUCAUUCCCAUUCAAUACAACAAACCCUAAUGGAAUACUCAAGGGAAACAUGCAUGAAGCCAUGAUCUAUAGUUCAGAUAGUACAGGAAAUAUCAAAACUGGCCCUUGGAAAAAUGAAACUACUGUGUAGUUCAUGGGUUAGUAGUACAUCCGUCCUUUGAUGCUGGUAAAUCUAUAAAAAAACAUUUCAAGUUUA
Molecule: messenger RNA, 4152 nt
Organism: Xenopus tropicalis (tropical clawed frog)
Lineage: Eukaryota; Metazoa; Chordata; Amphibia; Anura; Pipidae
Gene: adgra1
Product: adhesion G protein-coupled receptor A1
Exons: 19
Coding region: 169-4086 (1305 amino acids)
Biological process (GO): cell surface receptor signaling pathway; G protein-coupled receptor signaling pathway
Cellular component (GO): membrane
Molecular function (GO): G protein-coupled receptor activity; transmembrane signaling receptor activity
Source: RefSeq, a predicted model, not a curated record